Racocetra persica is the source of this 260-nucleotide messenger RNA. NCBI's taxonomy places the organism in Eukaryota, Fungi, Glomeromycota, Glomeromycetes, Diversisporales, Gigasporaceae. The record is from the annotation of a GenBank genome assembly.
UUGAAAUUGACGAACUUAAAAAGAAGUUUGCUGAGAUUAGAUUGAGAAUGAUGAGCGUAAGAAUAAGAAUGCUAGGAUCUCUGAUCUUAGAAGGAAAUAAGAGACAUGAUGUUGAAAAUGUCAAGCUCAAGGUCAGAAUCAAGAGGUUAGAGAAAAACAAGACAGAUUCUUUAGCUGAGAAUGUUGGGUGUAAUGAUGAAAUUGCUGAGUUGAAGGCCGAACUAGUAAAACUAAGGGAUGGCGAUGAGGAAAGCAAAUAG